Eupeodes corollae is the source of this 1076-nucleotide messenger RNA. RefSeq lists its product as uncharacterized. The transcript is spliced from 2 exons. NCBI's taxonomy places the organism in Eukaryota, Metazoa, Arthropoda, Insecta, Diptera, Syrphidae. The coding region runs from base 143 to 997 and encodes 284 amino acids. The record is from RefSeq and is a predicted model, not a curated record.
UAUGGUUUUAUUUUGUGUGUGUGUCUGUUGAUUUUGUUGUGAUACAAUUAUUUUGGUUAGAUAUAAAUAUGAUCAGAAGCAUUCAAGGCAGUCAUUAUUGAAUUGAGUGAUCUCUGGUUCAGGCAAAUAAGUCUUUUCCGCUAUGAUGAAAUUGUUCUUAGUCCUUGUUGCUGUUGUUGGCUUGGUAGCAGCAGAUGUUUCGCAUUUGCCUAAGAAAUAUCUUCCACCAGGUCAGGAUGUUCACUAUCAUCACGAACAUGAACAUGAUCAUCACCAUGAACAUGAUCAUCAUCACGAACAUGAUCAUCAUCAUGAGCAUGAUCAUCACCAUGAACAUGAACAUGCCCAUGAUGUGAGCCCAUUGCCGGAAUACAUUUCGCCUGCUCAACCAGGACCUAAGUAUAUUCCACCGGCUCCUCCUGCACCUAAGUACCUUCCACCUGCACAACCAGCGCCAACUUACCUUCCACCUGCGCAACCAGCACAAAGUUAUAUUCCUCCCGCACCUCCAGCACCACAGUACAUUCCACCAGCAAAACCAGCUCCAACUUAUAUUCCUCCCGCACCCCCUGCUCCACAGUACAUUCCACCUGCUGCCCCACAACAUAUUCCAGUAGCUGCUCCAGCACCAAGUUACAUUCCACCAGCACCUCAAUACAGUCCUCCUGCAGCACCAGCAUUAAGUUACAUUCCACCAGCUUCACCAGCGCCCAGAUACAUUCCACCGGCUCCACCAGCACCAAAAUACAUUCCACCUGCCCAACCAAGUUACAUUGCUCCUGAGCCACCAGUACAUCAUGUAAUCCCAGAAGCACCAGCUCCAAAGUACCUUCCACCAGCACCAGUUGUCCACCAUAGUGCUCCACAAGUGGCAUCAUAUGUCCCACCACCAGCACCAGAAUAUGUGCAAUAUCAGGAACAGGCACCCGAGGCUGUUCAUGAAGAAGGAUACAGAUACAAGACUGUAAGGAAGCUUAAGUUCAAGCACCGUGCUUAAAAAAUAUUUUGUUUAAGAAUUGUUUGUGAAGUUAGUAGUAGAUGUUAAAUAAAGUAAUUGUUAUUGUAAUUUUAAUCAA